UAUAGGUAUGGCCCAUGGGGGGCCUUGGUCGGCAGUUGAUAACUUCGCAAGGAAGCGACACAAGCUAGCAGAAGCACUAAAGCUCCCUCAUCCAUGGCCAUCUAGAUCUAGGCGAAAGCCCCUGCCUUGUGCCCCCAAAGCUCUUAUUUGCAUACGUUGCAUAGAAGAAAAGGCACAAGCAAAAAGCAGUUGAUCUGAGCUCCAGAAAACACUGAUCCCGAUACGUUGCAUCGGAGGAAAGGAGGGCAGCAUUUGGAGAUGGCACAAGCAGAAGCACCAUAUCUGAGCUCAAGGUACUCAAGACCGACCACUCCUGAGUUGUAAAUUGUAAUAACUAAAGGACGCUAUUUAUUCUUCUGUGUUUUACGCUGUGGAACAACGAACAAGAAGGCUGUAAGGGUCUGUCCGCAAAGAAGCAUUUCAGGAACUCAAAGGGCUACAACUAGUACACUUGUUUUCGCAGGAAAUUUGGGCACUUACAAAAAGUGGUCGGUAUGGAAGCUGCUGUAUUGUCUGCUGCAGUAUCUGGAGUAUUGAGGAUCGUCGGCAACAAGUUAGCUCCACUACUAAUCAAAGAGUACAGCUCUAUAGUAGGUGUGAACAAAGAUCUCCAGAAACUCCAUGCUCAAGUUGUGGAGAUCAACAAUUGGUUGGAAAACAAAAGAGAUAAAGUUACACGAAAUAAUCCAUCAUCUAGUUGGCUCAAAGAGUGGAAAGAUAUAGCUUACGCUGUUGAUGAUGUUGUCGAUGAGUUUCAGCUGGAGACUGAGAAGCACGAAGUUUGUGGUGAUGGUGGUAUUGUGUACAAAUAUAUGUACAAAAACCCAGAAUCAAUUAUAUUUCAAUGCAAGGCAGCCAGCAAGGUCAAGAAAAUCAAGAAGAGACUUGCUGAAUUUGUGAAGCAAAGAACUGACUUCAGUGCAAUAACAAACAGUUUACUUGAUAGUAAUUCUGUUCCGCGUACAGGCAAGAAAACUGGGGCUGAGCUAUCAUUGCCAAACGUUGAUGAGGCAUCGGUACUCGGAAGAGACCAAGAGAAGCACCAGAUAAUAUCUAAGCUGAUAGAGGCUAAUGACCAACAGAAAAUCAAGAUAGUUUCUGUCAUUGGACUUGGCGGGUCUGGAAAAACUACCUUGGCUCAACUGGUUUUCAAUGAUGGUAACGAUAUAGAGAAGCAUUUUAAAGUUAGACGAUGGGUUCAUGUGUCGCAAGAAUUUGAUGUUGAAGAGCUCAUCAAGAAGCUGUUUGAAGCUAUUAGUGGUGAAAAAUCUGAACACUGUCCCGUGCAGAAAAUGAGCGAAAAAAUAUCAGAAGAGUUGUCCGAAAAGAGGUUUCUGCUUGUAUUGGAUGAUGUUUGGACUAAGGACCGAUUUCAGUGGGAAGAAUUCAUGGUACAUCUAAAGAGGGGCGCACCUGGAAGCGCGAUUUUACUCACUACCCGCAAUAGAAAAGUUGCGGAAACAGUGGGAUCCACAUACCAAUUAGACUUGCCAUUCUUAUCUGAGGAUGACAGCUGGAAACUGUUCCAAAAAAGCUUAGUAGUGCCUGCAAAAGGUUUAGAGGUUGGAUUUGUAGAGGUUGGAACAAAGAUCGUGAAAAAAUGUGGUGGGGUGCCAUUAGCAAUUAAGGCUCUUGCAGGUGUCCUUCAUGGCAAAGAACGGAUAGAACAGUGGCAGGCCGUGAGAGAGAACAAUUUAUUAGAUGUUGAGGGUCAAGAAGGUAGAGUAUCCGCGUGCUUGAGGUUGAGUUAUCUCAAUUUGCCAUCACAUCUGAAGCAGUGCUUCACAAUAUGUUCAUUGUUUCCUAAAGGUUACCAGAUUAAAAAAGAACAACUGAUUGACCUAUGGAUUGCUCAUGAUAUGAUCACGCCAGUGGAUGAUGGUGUUGAUUAUUUGGAAGGCUAUGAGUGCUUUAAUUCUCUUGUGCAAAUGGCUUUUCUGCAAAAUGUGCAUGAAAGCUAUAAUGGGAGAGUGAGAUGCACGAUGCAUGAUUUGGUUCAUGAUCUUGCCCGAUCUAUCAUGGAUGAUGAAAUUUCACUUGAUGUGCCAAAGCAGCCAGCCAGUUCUACAAAGAACUAUAGAUACUUCUCUUUAACUGAAUGGCCAAGAAAUUAUCUGCCCAAAAAUCAUUUUGAAAAAGCACGUGCUGUAUAUGUUGAUCGGGGAGAUGACCUAAUAUUUGGCAAGGCAUUGAAGAAUGCAAGACACUUGCGCAGUGUGGACUUUAUGUGGACAGAAGCAGUACCCAUUGCCAUAUUUCAGCUAAAAAAUUUGAAAUAUCUUAAUAUGCCAGGAAUAGGAUGCUCUGCACUACCAGAGGCUAUUUCAAAUGUUUGGAGCCUGCAAGCGCUUCAUGUACUAUAUAGUGAUAUUGUCAGUUUGCCUGAAUCCAUUGGUAGGCUGCAGAGGUUAAGGACACUAAACUUGUCAUGCUGUGAACGUCUAGACAGUUUACCAGAUUCUAUUGGUGAUUGCCACAUGAUUUCAAGCAUUGAUCUUUGGGGUUGCAAAAACCUUCGAGUGUUGCCAAACUCUGUCGGUAGAAAUAAAAGGCUAAGAGUGUUGAGACUAGGUUACACCAAAAUUGAGAGGCUACCAUCAAGUAUCACAACACUAGAAAAUCUAGAGUGUUUGGACCUUGUGUUUUGUAACAAGCUGGUAGAGCUACCUGAAUGCUUUGGGAACUUGAAGAAGCUUGAAAUUUUGAACCUAGAAGGAUGUGAAAGUUUGAGAGCCAUGCCGGUUGGCAUCGGACAGCUCCAUCGACUUCAAAGUAUGAGUUUAUUUGUUGUGGGCGAGGGUGAAAAAUCUGCACGAAUCUCAGAACUUGGAAAUGUAGCUACAAUUAGUGGGAACCUAACUAUCAUAAGUGUUGAAAAUGUGACAGAUCCAGAUGAUGCACAGCGGGCAUGCUUGAAACAAAAGACAAACUUACAGUGCUUGGACCUAAAGUGGGGGUGGGUAAACGAUUUGGACUAUGUGAACUUUGAAUUGGAGCAGGCUAUACUUGAUGGUCUGGAACCUCCAUCAGGGAUUAAACGCCUAAACAUUUGUGGGUAUGCAGGCAUGCAGUUCGCACGGUGGAUGCUAAAGCAAGCUGGUGGUGGAGAACAUGGGGCUCCUCAAUUCACAUGUUUGACGGUGAUGAGGCUAUCAGGUUUAGGAAACAUAAAGCAUCUGGAGGGGCUUGUGGAGUUGCCUUGUUUGGGGGAGCUUGAGCUGCAACAUAUGCGCUCUCUUGAGAGCAUAAGCGGAGGCCCAUUUCCUUUGCUGGUGAAGUUAAGAAUGGAGGGACUGGAUCGCCUGAGAGAGGUGUGGAUGGAAACAGAGAGGAGUACCUUGGCUGGUGGGGAGGAGGGAGGAGGCUGUAGCAACCACUAGGGACAAUUGCAAAUUGGUAGUCGUCUAUCACAUUUAACCAUAUGGCAGUGUCCUGAAUUGAUUGGGAAGCCGUACUUGCCGUCUUCACUAGAGUACUUGGAGUUGUGGUGUAGCAACGAACAACUGCUAUCGUUAGGCCAAGGGUCCUCCCGUUCUCAACCCUCUUUUAGUUUUAGCCACCUGAAGGAGCUUCAGAUAAGGAAGAUGACAAGAUCUGGACGUGGGUGGGAGCUUCUGCUAUCGAGGUUGACAGCAUCAUCGUCAUCAUCACCAGCUUCGCCUGGAUUAGGAUAUGGACGUGGGUGGGACCUGUUCCAAUACAUGACGGCACUUGAGUCCUUGAAGAUUGAGGACUGCGAUGGCCUAACAGAACUGCCAGAGAGCAUGCGGAGCCUCACGUCCCUCCGAUAUCUGAGUAUUGGAACAUGCUCUAAUCUUUGCAUGCUGCCCGAGUGGCUAGGGGAACUCCGGUCUCUGCAAUAGAUGGUUAUAUGGUACUGCAAUAGCCUGAGUAGCCUUCCCCAAUCACUGGGUCAUCUCACCUCCCUCCAGGAGCUCCGAAUAGAACACUGUGAUGCACUUCACCAAUUGCCCGAAUGCCUGGGUCAUCUCACCUCCCUCCAGGUGCUCCAAAUAGGAUCUUGCAAUGCACUUCACCAAUUGCCCGAAUGCCUGGGUGAGCUCCGCUCUCUACGCGAACUCGGCAUUUGGAAUUUGCCAGGCCUGACUUGCCUUCCCCAGUCAACGUGUCAUCUCACCUCCCUCCAGAUGCUCCGAAUAGAAUUUUGCAAUGAACUUCACCAAUUGCCCGAAUGCCUGGGUGAGCUCCGCUCUCUAAGCGUAUUCGGGAUUGUAAAUUUGCCAGGCCUCAAAUCCUUGCCGGAGUGGAUAAAAGGCCUCACCGCUCUGCAGGAAUUGAUCAUCCUUGGCUGCCCUGAUCUGGCGAGGCGCUGCGAGAGAGGAAAGGGAGAGGACUGGCAUCUCAUCUCCCACAUCCCUGAUCUGCGGAUAUGAAAUCUGCCCGUUAGUGCUUCUGCAUCUUCCAAGAAAAAGCAAUCGGUCCACGUCCGCUUUGAUUGAAGUUGUGGCCAUACAAUUUUCUUUGAGCAUGUGCAGAUUUCUACAGUUUUACUUACGGGUAUCCAAAUUCCUAUUGAACUGAUUGAUAUUGAGAAUUUUGUGGAAAUAUACAUUCGUAAAGGGUCAUGCUGCCAACGCCAUUGUUGUUGUUUGUUAAGCCCGCAUAUCAACAACAUCAACGGGUUGCUAGCAAACGAAACACAUUUCAAGAUCGUAUGGCAAGGUGUCUACUCAAAAAGAAAAAAAAAUGAUUGUAUCACAUGGUGUCUUACAAGGUACAAGCUACAGAUUUUCAUUACUAUAUGUAGUAUACUUGUCUUCAUUCGGUCAUUUGCCUAUCAGAAGAAAUGGAAAACCAAUCAAAAGGAAGAAAGUUCAUAUGGUGCAUGCUUAGAGCUGAAAAUUCAAUCUACAAUCUAUUAAAUGAUGUCCGCCUGGUCCAGGCAUUCAUGUUCAUUGCAAAUGCCUGGGCUGUUCCAAUGUUACAAGACAAGUCAAGAAGUUGACAUAUCAAGGGAGCAACACAUCGGAGUUGUAGCUAGGGAUUUCAAUGUCGUUUUACAAUUUUUUUCGUUCACCGGUGAAAAGACCGAAAUUUGCAAAAUUUCACCGAAAUUUUGAUUAUUUUUCGUCCUCUGUUUGGUGGGUUCCACAUGUUAGUGAAAGAAAAUUUCGAAAUAAGAUAUUUCGUUCCCCACCGAGAUUACCGAAAUUCGUGAAAUUUUGCCAAAAUUUCGGCAAAAUUUUAAUCUCUGUUGCAGCAUCCUCGGGCUCUGUGUUUCCAUGAAGAAAAUACACCACCACUCACUACUUCUCAUCCUGGUUUUACCGAAGCGAGCUGCUGAAAAUUUUCUUCACCACCUGAUACCACGAAAAAAAUUGCUGAAUUUGCCCUGUUAUAUUCGGUGGACCAUUGGAAUGUAUCAAGUACACAACCCUAUGUUACCAGAUUCAACUCAUUCCUUGGAUUCUACUUCUCAGAACAAUGUUUAUCACUUUUCAUGGAAGUUCUGAUUUCACAACAAAGUACAUUAUUGCAUUAUGCUUUU
Molecule: messenger RNA, 5509 nt
Organism: Phragmites australis (common reed)
Lineage: Eukaryota; Viridiplantae; Streptophyta; Magnoliopsida; Poales; Poaceae
Product: putative disease resistance protein RGA4
Exons: 8
Coding region: 495-3380 (961 amino acids)
Biological process (GO): defense response to other organism
Molecular function (GO): ADP binding
Source: RefSeq, a predicted model, not a curated record